This is a messenger RNA of Monomorium pharaonis (pharaoh ant), 2188 nucleotides long. RefSeq lists its product as uncharacterized. The transcript is spliced from 3 exons. The coding region runs from base 30 to 2042 and encodes 670 amino acids. The record is from RefSeq and is a predicted model, not a curated record. NCBI's taxonomy places the organism in Eukaryota, Metazoa, Arthropoda, Insecta, Hymenoptera, Formicidae.
UCAUGGCAUAGGCAACAUUACUUAGUACAAUGCCCCGACAGAAAGCACUUCUAUUUUCCACUUGCUUGCUGGCAUUCGUGGCCAGUUUAACUCUGGCACUUCCACCCGCAGCACCAUGGACGAACUUUGUAUCCAAAUCUGUUUAUUCACGAGCUCUCGGACCUCCAGGAGGAAUGGGCACGAUAUCUGUACCCUACAUGCCAAAAUCUCCAUUUAUGCCAAAGUUUGUCGACCCGAAGGCAUUUAUUUCUAAAAAGACAGAUAUGUUGAGUAAUAUGUUUGGCGGUUUAGGACCAGUGUCAUAUAAUGUGGCAGAUACUAAGCCGAUUAUGUCAUAUGGCGCAAGUGAACCAUCUUUAGAUAAUACUGAUAGUGUUAAUGCAUUAUUUAAUAAACGAGACAUGUUACAAGAUGAUAAAGGAAAAAUAGUCGAGAGUAGCAGUAUGCAUAAACGCGGAAUGUUUGGUCCAUUCGCUUCAAAAUUUGGCCCAAUGGGUUCAAUAGGUCCAACUAGUCCAGUGGCUCCAAAAUUCGGACCUAUUUCACCGUUUUCAUCACCGGAAAUAAUGCCCGCUUUCAUGGAUAAUGCAUCUUUUUCCCGUAGAAGAAGAAGUAUAGAAGGAUCUUCUACAGAUGACAUUAGCAUUCCAGGUUCACCUUAUCCAAAAAUAAUAGAAAGUAUGUCAGCAACAAAAUCAGUCGCUGGUGACGUACCAAAAGAAUACUUACCACCGGGAAUGUUCGGACCUUUCGGACCAGGACCUUUCGGACCAGGACCUUUCGGACCAGGAUCUUUCGGACCAGGACCUUUCGGACCAGGACCUUUCGGACCAGGAUCUUUCGGACCAGUAGUGGACCCGAGUGCGAUCAUUUCAAAGAAAUCAGAAUUCCUGGACACUCUUUUUAAAAAUCUUGCCACCAGUACUCCUGCAACAACAACAGAAGUACCUACGGCGAAAAGCACUAUUGUACCACCUAACUUCUGGGUACCAUCCUCUGUAAUUCCUGGACCGACUGAGUAUACCCAAAAGGUGUCGGACUUUCUAGAUAAACUAUUCGAUAGUAUAAAUGCAAACGUAUCAGAAGCAAGCAACGGUUCGGACGUAAAAAGCGAUUUUAUGAGAUCUCUAAAACCCGAUGAUAUUUCACCGGAUAAAAUUGCUAGAUCCUUGGAUGAUGCGCCGUCUAUCGCAGCCGCUAAAGAUGCAAUCGUUGAUACGAUAUUAUCGGAACUUGGCGAUUUAAAAGGUGAUAUGAUGGCGACUUUGAACGAUCUAAUCGCGUAUGAAAAGGCUGUGGCAGCCGCCGCUGCUCCGACAAAGAAGCCUUUCAAGCCUUUCUCUAGUAUAUUUCCUUUUGCAAAACCAACAAUGGAUCCAACGCUUCCGUUUCAGCAGAGAAUGACUGUACUUAGCCAAGUAUUCGAUAUGCUGACGGACCUGCAAAGAAACAUCAGUGUGGUCGCAAAAAACGCGAUGGCAACUAACGCUAGCACUCCGAGUAAUCCAGAAUUGGCGAAAGUUCCAUUAACUAGCAAUGCAUUUAGCGCUUCACCAAUUAAUAACACUCUUUUGGACGCCAUUCUGAAGAAAAUAUCCGCUUUUGAGAAUACAACUCCGGCUUCUUAUUCGGGUUCUUAUCCGGCUUCUUAUCCAGUAAGUCCUGUCAAAGGAAAUACUGUAAUGAGCAGAGCUUUGCCCAAAUCACCAACGUCUUUUUGGGUAUCUUAUCCGGAAAAUUCAGCUGUAAAACGACAAGCCGACGAUGAUUCGCCAUAUUUUGGAUAUGAAAACGAUGAUCGGCAUGAUCAGAGACAAUACAAGAGAGGCGUACAAAUGCAGAUGCAUCAGGGCUACCAGAGUCUACCAGCAGGUUCGGUGGAAUCUGUACAAGCAGGAGGAGGUUCUACACCUGGACAUCAAGGAGGAGGAAUUAAAUUGCUGGAAUCUAACGCUUACGGAAACUCGAACAAAUGGGCUGACUGGAUACAAUAUCACGAGAAGGAAUACCAAGAUCGUAGGCACCAUCAUAACCAUCAUUAGGUCCCAGCAGGAGUAAUUCUUUUACUAUAUAUUUACACGAUUAAGUUUGAAUGAAAAAAUUUUUUUUAAUGUUAUUAUUCAAAACAUGUAAGUAAAUGUGUAUGAUAUUAAUUGAUUAUUUCCAAUAAAAUAUAUUGGCAGAAGAA